This is a messenger RNA of Rhipicephalus microplus (southern cattle tick), 1275 nucleotides long. Its product is annotated as venom metalloproteinase antarease-like TtrivMP_A. Gene Ontology annotation, molecular function: metalloendopeptidase activity. The record is from RefSeq and is a predicted model, not a curated record. Gene Ontology annotation, biological process: membrane protein ectodomain proteolysis. Lineage: Eukaryota; Metazoa; Arthropoda; Arachnida; Ixodida; Ixodidae.
AUGGCUGCCUGGCAGUCCGAGGAAGGAAUUGUGAAUCACAAUUUGCGAAUUACGCCUCUUCUUGAAGGGGAACGAUCACUGCAGGGUCAGAUACCCCACGUGUUGUUUGAAGUACGAGAAGCGGACAAUUUCAGCAAAGUUGAACAGGAGUUUAUACGUCCACGGGAGCGAAGUGGCCGCGACAACAGUCACGGCAACUGGGUCAACUCUCCGCAACCACGAUCCUCAGGAUUUCACAGAUUUCCCGUAGAGGUUCACAUCGUUUCUGACAAGGCGCACCAGCAAUACUUCAAGGAGAACUCCAAGUUGAUCGCAUAUUUGGCAGUGAUGAUGAACGCGGUGAACCUAAGAUAUUUGGACACGACAAACCCCAAAAUUGACUUUCUUCUCGUCGGCGUAACAAGGACAAAAGACCACGAGUUCGCUCGAACUGAGGGCCGUUAUAUUGACGCGGGAGAAAUGAUAACCGGACUAAAGCAUUACAAAAGUCAAGGAAGAAUACCAGGGGCCCAUGAUGUGGUGUACCUUAUCACUGGGUAUGACAUGACAAAAUGGCUCUCCAAUGGAAAAAGGUACCCUGGCAUUCGAGGGCGCGCAAAACUGGGCACCGUCUGCACGAACCUGGGAUUAGGCGAGGGCGAAGACAAACCUCACGGGUACCUCGGUGUUAACACCAUUGCCCAUGAACUUGGCCACACGUUAGGGGCUGAGCAUGACGAAACCCCCGAGUGCCCCUGGAAAGAGGGAUACCUAAUGAGUUACGAGGAUGGAGGAUUAAAAAAAUUCCGGCUUUCGCAGUGCAGCGAGAGAAGCAUAAGGCAAUACGUGAGGACAUUGUCCGACCAUUGCAUUGGAGUUAUGAAUGCACAAAACUAUCUGAGAGACAUAAGGAAAUUUCCUGGACAGACUAUACGUAAGAAAUAUUACUGCCAGAAACUCAUGGGAAACACUAAGGAAUCAAAAAAGGUCUUCGUGAAAAAGGAUAAUGGAUGCUUUCUUCAAUGCUGCCUUAAAUACCCCCAUUAUACGUCAUGUGGCCAAUACAAAAUGCUGGAUGGUAUGGCAUGUGAUUCUGGCAAGACUUGCCGGAGAGGAGUUUGUGCGAAGCACUAAUUACGCAACAAAGCAAUUGCUGUCAAUAUUUAAGAAAGUAUUCAUGCUAUAAAAAGUAAAUCAAGCUGCUUUAGAACGACCAUUGGCUAUACUUCAUGUCUAUCAAAGUCCGUAACAACUAUAAUGCGGCUCCAAAUAAACCAUCUUGCUAGGAAGCGCAGC